Alternaria metachromatica is the source of this 831-nucleotide messenger RNA. RefSeq lists its product as uncharacterized. The record is from RefSeq and is a predicted model, not a curated record. Lineage: Eukaryota; Fungi; Ascomycota; Dothideomycetes; Pleosporales; Pleosporaceae. Bases 1 to 831 code for a protein of 276 amino acids. The transcript has a single exon.
AUGACUCCUCCUGCCGACCUCACUUCCUCAACGGAUCAACCCCGUCGCUUCCCGACAGUCGAAGACGAGACCCUCACCGGUGAAGCCAGUCAGACAGCAACGACCAUGUCGACCUCCGGAUCAUCUGCGGCUACAGAGGGGACAACCACCACCUCUGAUGUAGCAGCUGCCGAACCACCGCCUCAUGACAUUGCCGACGUCGUCCUCUCAUCGCUAUCAGAGCACACAAAGCCUCAGCCCAUGGACUCCGCUACCGGCAGCGCGGACGGAGAAAAGUCUCACCCCGGCUCUGCUAAGCGCAACACUCAUCUGCCUGCACCAGUUUGCAUUCAAUCUGGACGAGGCUACAUGUAUUUUCCACGUGCAUCGCUAUCAGAGCACACGAAGCCUGAGCCCAUGGACACCGUUACCGAAAGCGCGGACGCAGAAAAGUCUCACCCUGGCUCUGCUAAACGCGACACUCCUCUGCCUCCACCAAUUUGCAUUCGAUCUGGACACCUGCAAUACUACACCUCUUUCCCACGUACAUCACCAGAGCAAGUCUCUUCGAUCUUCCCAACUGAGCUUCCGCCGCGUCCUCCGCAGAAGCAAUCGUUGUUGAAGCGGUUGCAAGGUUCAUCUACGCGCCCUGCUCAGACCGACAAACAGGCGUCUCACGACCACACUUAUCGAACGCCCGACAUCGAGUUGGCUGCACCUGGUGAGACCGCGCGCUCUCACGAUGCGAACCGGUCUCGAAGCCUGAUGUUCUGGCUCCUGAUUAUGCUUGGAAUCUGUUUGAGCAGUAUCAUCGGGAUUGUCAUUCACUGGGCUGUGACCCGUGAGGAGUAG